GCCGUCAGCUGUGCGAUGACAGGCAGUGGUGCCGCUAAUGUUUAUUUUGUUUAAACUAAGUGCUAAAAAUAAUUACACUUAUUAAUAGUGAACUAUAGUUAUUCAGUGAUUUAUACUGUGGUUUUGAAUUAUUUUCAUAAUGGGAGAUAUAGAGAAACUUUUAAAACAAGCUGCAAUGCAAAUUGGGGCUGGGGGAAGUGCAGGAUUUGUGGAAGUUUGUAUAAUGCAUCCUUUGGAUCUUGUUAAGACGAGGCUGCAACUGCAGGCAACAACUACAGCUAUAAAGAGCUCUGAUCCUCACUACUACAGAGGUGUAUUCGACUGUUUAAAGAAGAUGUACAAAUAUGAGGGAGUGACUUCUUUCUGGAAAGGUAUCCUGCCUCCAAUCCUGGCUGAAACUCCUAAGCGUGCAACAAAGUUUGUGACAUUUGAGCAAACCAAAAGGUUUUUCAUGUUUGGUUCCAGCACACCUACACCUUUAACCUUUGCUUUAGCUGGCCUCAGCGCUGGCGUCACAGAAGGAAUAUUAGUAAACCCAUUCGAAGUUGUCAAGGUCACGCUUCAAUCUAACAAGUCUCAUGCCACACACAUCCCUAGCACUUGGUCCGUAACGAGGCAAAUAGUUCGAGAAAAUGGGCUCGGAUUCAAAGGACUUAACAAAGGCAUAACAGCUACUAUUAUGAGAAACGGCGUAUUCAAUAUGGUUUAUUUCGGAUUCUACCAUAGCGUCAAAGGUUAUGUCCCUGAAUACGAAGAUCCCGUUUUGGAAUUCGGUCGCAAGAUUGCCAUCGGUUUCACGUCUGGCGUGCUCGGGUCUUGUGUGAACAUUCCCUUCGAUGUCGCGAAGAGUCGCAUCCAGGGUCCGCAGCCGGUCCCGGGAGUGGUCAAGUACAGGUCUACUACAGGGGCAAUAGUAAUGGUGUAUAGAGAAGAAGGAUUCAGAGCCUUGUACAAAGGACUGGUGCCGAAGGUGAUGCGUCUAGGCCCCGGUGGCGCUAUCAUGCUUGUUGUUUACGACUAUGUAUAUCAUUACUUAGACAAUAGAUUUAAGUAACAAUAACAAGUAACUUAGGUAUAUGACGCGUUGUGUAACCACUUUAUUGUAUGAUAAAGUAAAUUUGUA
Cydia strobilella is the source of this 1123-nucleotide messenger RNA. RefSeq names its product mitochondrial 2-oxodicarboxylate carrier. The record is from RefSeq and is a predicted model, not a curated record. The transcript has 4 exons. The coding region runs from base 140 to 1054 and encodes 304 amino acids. Lineage: Eukaryota; Metazoa; Arthropoda; Insecta; Lepidoptera; Tortricidae.